AUGGCAAAGACCGAAAAAGACUUCAUAAAAUUAACAUCUGAUUCGUUAAUACUUCAAGAUAUUGUAGAUUUAGUCAAGGAUGACCAAGCUGGUGCCAUUUCAACAUUUUGUGACAAGACAGUCGUUCGCUUAGAAUAUGAAUCCUACAUUCCAAUGGCUGAAAAAGAGAUUUCAUCCAUAAUCAUUGAUGUUAGAAACAAAUGGCAACUCAUGAAAGUAGCGGUUUAUCAUAGACUAGGUAUAGUUCCGGUCGGAGAAACCAGUGUGAUAGUUGCGGUCUCGAGUGUUCAUCGUAAUGAAUCGCUUAAAGCUGUUGAAUGGUUAAUUAAUACAUUAAAGGAGAAGGUACCAAUUUGGAAAAAAGAGAUUUAUAAUGAUGGAAGCAGUUGGAAGGAGAAUACGAAGAAUAAAUGUUGUUAA
Molecule: messenger RNA, 420 nt
Organism: Racocetra persica
Lineage: Eukaryota; Fungi; Glomeromycota; Glomeromycetes; Diversisporales; Gigasporaceae
Source: the annotation of a GenBank genome assembly